GGUGCUGGGUGGGCAGACACUAUGGCGGCGGUAGCGCAGUGCGUGUGGGGUGCGCUCCGCUCGCGGUCCCCGCUGCUGAGCUUGACGCUGAGGACCUCUCCACGACUGCUUUGUGUGGCAACACAGCAGAAGAGCACUGGCCAGAACUUGGAAGAAGACCAGGGUCAGAGCCACAAUGAGCAGAAGGCUGAACCCACUGCUGCUGAAAGAAUGCUAACUGAGGAAAAGGCCAAACUGGAAGAGCAGCUCAAGGAAGUUACUGAUAAGUACAAGCGGGCCUUGGCAGAUGCAGAAAACGUGAGGCAGAGAAGCCAGAAACUAGUAGAAGAGGCGAAGUUAUACGGUAUUCAGAGCUUCUGUAAGGACUUGCUAGAAGUCGCAGACAUUUUGGAGAAAGCAACAGAAAGCGUUCCAAAAGAAGAAAUCAAAGAUGAAAAUCCUCACCUGAAGAGCCUAUAUGAAGGUCUUGUUAUGACAGAAGUACAGAUCCAGAAAGUGUUCAAAAAACACGGGCUGCUCAGACUGAACCCUGUCGGAGCCAAGUUCGACCCCUACGAACACGAAGCAUUGUUCCACGCUCCCAUGGAAGGGAAGGAGCCUGGCACUAUUGCAUUAGUAUCCAAGAUUGGAUAUAAGCUGCACGGGCGUACGCUGCGGCCCGCCCUCGUGGGUGUUGUGAAGGACGCUUAGCUGCUGAAUCAGAUAAUUUGCAAUGCCAUACAAUUAUUAAACAGCUGGAUGGUUUUUCUCUUACAUCGUGCUUUCCUUAUUCCUCUGUCCCUCAAGAGGUUUCAGUGAACCAGUCAAGGUCUCCCCGUGAAAACGAAGCAAACAAUGACAUUCUAUUGCUUAGUGGCCUUCAACAGUGUUCCUUCAGCUCUCCUCUUUCAGUAAUACUUGUUAAAACCAUGGCUACUGAAGGUACAUUAAAAUGAAAUGACCAAAAUGCUCACAGUUCUGCAAUCUUGUGUUUAUCACUGUGUAAACUGAAGAUCCGAUCAGUGGUUCAGAUGGUUCCUUUUGCUUUGUAGAACAUAAUGCUGCAAAAGUGGGCAAAGUCGUACAGAUAAUCAGUUGUCUGCAAGUAUCCAUUGGCUUUUUGGCUGAUGUAAGCUCCCAUUUUUGUAGUAUGCCUAUUGAGAAACAGUCUCUCUCAACAACUUAAAUAGAAACAUUUGUGAAUUCUGACCUGCAAAUAAAAGGCAAAGGAGAGCUGACAUCCUUUGUAAUUGUUCAGCCCUUUUAGAUCAAUAGUCAAGUUGACUCAAGAAAACCAUCUAAUAGUUGUAUGGCAUUGAAGAACCAAUACAACUUAUCCUAUCUCUGGAUUUUUAAUUUAAUAUUGUAUAAAUUGAUUUAAAGGAUUUUGAUAGACUUGUAAUCUUCAAGCUCUGCAAUCAGUUUGUUAUGCAAGCUGUAGUUAAAAUGCCACCGAGAGUCAGAAUACACGAAGAAGUGAGUAGCUCAGAGUUUGGUAUCUGCUACAUUUAAAACUACACAAUUAAUUGCAUUGUAAGUGGCUCAAACAAAAAUGUGAACUCAGCUUCAUUUCUUGUUUGCUCACCUUGGAUCUUAGGCUGCAACAGAGCUUUCCCAUACACAGCUCUUGUCGUGUGUAACUCCACCUGCUGCACCCUGUGCUGCAGAAUUAAGCUAAAAUACAGUGCCAUGAGUGGCGGAGUGCUCUGCUCUGUGUUCACGUGCUCAUGUUGAUAGGAGUGGAUGAGAUCUGACAAACUACACAUCUGACAGUGUCUUCUGUCAGAUCCUCAAAGCCCGUACAUUUAACACACCAGACUGAAACAUCAGAGUUACAUAUGUUAUUUAGGACCUCGUAUUGUAACAGUAAGGACUUCUGAAUCUUCCAUCCUCACUGCUGGUUGUUUGGAUUAAGGAGCUUCUUAAGUUCAAGUGUUGGUUGAGACUGAGAUUUUUGUAAUGAAUUUACCAACUCCUUUGA
Messenger RNA from Gallus gallus (chicken), 1960 nucleotides. RefSeq names its product GrpE like 1, mitochondrial (gene GRPEL1). The record is from RefSeq and is marked provisional. Gene Ontology annotation, biological process: protein folding; protein import into mitochondrial matrix. The transcript is spliced from 4 exons. Gene Ontology annotation, molecular function: protein-folding chaperone binding; adenyl-nucleotide exchange factor activity; protein homodimerization activity. Gene Ontology annotation, cellular component: PAM complex, Tim23 associated import motor. Bases 22 to 690 code for a protein of 222 amino acids. NCBI's taxonomy places the organism in Eukaryota, Metazoa, Chordata, Aves, Galliformes, Phasianidae.